Molecule: messenger RNA, 1325 nt
Organism: Xyrauchen texanus (razorback sucker)
Lineage: Eukaryota; Metazoa; Chordata; Actinopteri; Cypriniformes; Catostomidae
Product: beta-catenin-like protein 1
Exons: 11
Coding region: 102-1325 (407 amino acids)
Cellular component (GO): spliceosomal complex
Source: RefSeq, a predicted model, not a curated record
CAGGAAAGAACAGGAAUUAAAUCGUUUUCUGAACGUGUUGUGUUUAGACACUUUGUUAAAACAUUCCUGAUCUGAAGGAUUAAAAACACACAGAGUUCAUCAUGGAUGUCGUUGAGCUGUUGAAUUAUCAGCCUGAUCGAGGUGCCAAGAGACUCCGAAAGGAAGACAGCCAUGAAGAGUCCAGAACUAAACACAGGAUGACUGGCAGAGACUCUGGACCGGCUCCUCUGAAGGGAGAACCAAACAUUGAGGAACAGAGAGGGGGAGAAGCGGGCGAGAAGAUUCUCGAGAGACUGAUGGACAAAGAUGGAGAAGAACCAGAGGGGGAGAUUGUGGAUGAGGGCACAGUGAAGAAAAUGAUCCUGACCUUUGAGAAGAGGUCCUACAAAAACCAGGAACUGAGAAUCAAGUUCCCGGACAACGCCGAGAAAUUCAUGGAGUCCGAGCUUGAUCUGAAUGACAUCAUACAGGAGAUGCAUGUCAUCGCUACUGUUCCAGAGCUGUAUCAUCUGCUGGUGGAGCUUAACUCGGUUCAUUCACUUCUGGGUCUCCUGAGUCACGACAACACUGAUAUCAGCAUCGCUGUGGUGGAUCUACUGCAGGAACUGACCGACAUCGACACCCUUCAUGAGAGCGAGGAGGGAGCGGAGGUGCUCAUCGAUGCGCUGUUGGAGGGUCAGGUCGUCGCUCUCAUGGUGCAGAACAUUGAACGUUUAGAUGAAACGGUGAAGGAGGAGGCAGAUGGAGUUUACAACACUUUAGCGGUGAUUGAGAACAUGGCAGAGUUUCGGCCUGGUCUGUGUACAGAAGCUGCUCAGCAGGGUUUGAUGCAGUGGCUACUGAAGAGAAUCAAGUCCAAGAUGCCUUUCGAUGCCAAUAAGCUGUACUGCAGUGAAAUCCUCGCCAUUCUUCUGCAAAACAACGACAAAACAAGGGAGCUGUUGGGAGAAAUGGACGGUAUUGACGUUCUGCUGCAGCAGCUUUCAGUGUUUAAACGCCACAACCCGUCCACGGCAGAGGAACAGGAAAUGAUGGAAAACCUGUUUGACGCUCUCUGUUCCUGCCUCAUGCUGCCGGCCAAUCGCGAUCGAUUCCUCAGGGGGGAGGGGCUUCAGCUCAUGAACCUCAUGCUCAGGGAGAAGAAGAUGUCUCGGGUCAGUGCUUUGAAGGUUCUGGACUAUGGAAUGAUCGGUCCAGAAGGUUCUGAUAACUGUCACAAGUUUGUGGACAUCCUGGGCCUCCGAACGAUAUUUCCUCUCUUCAUGAAGACGCCCAAGAAGAUGAGGAAAGUCAAAAUCUCAGACAAGGCACAUGAAGGUUUGUAA